This is a messenger RNA of Nerophis lumbriciformis (worm pipefish), 3384 nucleotides long. The record is from RefSeq and is a predicted model, not a curated record. NCBI's taxonomy places the organism in Eukaryota, Metazoa, Chordata, Actinopteri, Syngnathiformes, Syngnathidae.
AUGGCACAGGAAGGCUACCCCCACAUUUCGCUGGCUGUGGCCCCCGGGCACGAAGCCAGACAAUUGGGGCCGAUGGUUAGGCGCCUUUUGGAAGAAACAGAAUGGGUUAAAACAAACAUUCCAGAUUUGUGGUGGGCCCCAACGGAAAAAGCUUAUAAGAUACAGCAGGUGAUGAAGGAUGAAGGGAGAUUGGAAAUGGUUUUGUUAUCCCGCCUCCAUGGCAGGGAACUCUUGGACCACGAACAAGCCUCAGCCAUGCUCGACACAAUGCCUGACACACUUUGGUCACAGGGACCAUUUGAUGUGGGUUUUUGCCACUCUGUGACUCCAAUUAAAUUGUCCAUAGAUGAGACUCAGAUUAUACGGAGACCGCAAUACAGGUGGCCGCAGGAAGCUGAUCAAGGAAUGGAAGACACACUGAGGGGUUUGUGGGACGCCGGUGUCUUGGAGUUGUCUAGCUCCACUUGGAAUACACCUUUGCGCCCGGUUAGGAAGGCUGACAAAGUGACUUGGAGAAUGGCACAUGAUCUUAGGCCAGUGAAUGAUGUCACGGUGACACCUGUAUUGCCGGUACCAGACCCGCAUCGUAUCCUAGCUAGUUUGGACCCCUCAUAUCAAUUUUUCACAGUGAUAGAUUUAGCCAACGCAUAUUUCUGUCUUCCACUCUCGCCUGAAGACCGUCAUGUCUUUGCAUUUUCAUAUAAAGGAGUGAAGUUACAAUAUACACGGCUUCCACAGGGAUUUAAAAACUCACCAGGUAUUUUUAAUCAGGUGCUGAGGGAACUACUGGCACCAUGUGCUAUGCCGGAAGGCACUGUAUUGUUGCAAUAUGUGGAUGAUUUGCUGAUUGGAGCUAAGACUGAUCUCGCUUGUUUGGCGGCAACUGGAACGGUUCUGCGUUGGUUAGGUCAGCUUGGUUUCAAGGUCUCUAAGAAGAAGUUGCAGUGUUGUAGGCAGAAGGUAACUUUUUUGGGUAGAAUAGUUUCUCCAUCAGGCCUAGCCAUGUCACCUGCACACAGAAACUCCAUCCUCCGCCACCCUCGCCCCAACACGGUCAAGGAAAUGUUGUCUUUCCUAGGACUGUGUGGCUAUAGCCGCAACUAUAUUCCCAACUUUGUUGACAAAACGGGAAUUUUGCGAGGCCUAGUGAAAGAACAAGGAAAUCGAAACUUGAAAUCUCAGCUUGUCUGGACCGCGGAGGCAAACAAUGCUUUUGUCUCCUUGGUUCAGGAACUGGCCUCUGCAGCAGCAUUGGCUACCCCUAACUAUUCGGUUCCCUUCCAUUUAGAUGUGUCAAUUUCUGGGACCAUUGUGAAUGGUAUUCUCUAUCAGAAAGUCAAGAAUGGUCGUGCAGUCUUGAUGUACUGCAGUGUACCUCUGGAUAACAUUGAACAAAGACAGCCUGAUUGUACUCGGUACGCAGCCGGAUUGGCCAAAAUUCUUCAAAAAACAGCCCAUGUGGUCAUGGCCCACCCACUGAAUGUACUCACUGACCAUGCAGUGUCAGCAUUUGUGGGGUCGGCCGCGUUCACUUUAACACCACUAAGACAGAUCAGGCUUUUGAAAAUUUUGACCGCCCCUAAUGUCAACUAUGUCCACACGGGAGUGAACAUGGCUGACCAGAUUCUGAUCGGCCCACAUGAAUGUGCCCUUAAAAUCAAGCCACUGGUCAAGAUCAGACCUGAUCUAUAUGCGGAGCCCUUGGAUCAUGGUCGGAUUCUGUUCACAGACGGGUGUUGUUGGAGAGACAAGCAGGGCAACUUACACGCUGCAGCUGCAGUGGUGGAAUGGCAAGACGGCCACUUCACCACUAUUAAAUCCCAGCAGAUGUCAACUCACCCAUCAGCUCAGGCAGCUGAGGUAUUGGCACUUAUUCUGGCAUUGGAAUCUGCCCAGUGCGAGGCAGCCACCAUCUACUCUGACUCAGCGUAUGCAACAUCUGCCGCUCACAUAGAUUUGCUUGGCUGGAUGAAAAAUGGUUUCAUUACUGCUAAAGGAACUGACAUUGCUCACAAAGAUCUGAUGAUUCGCCUAGGUGAGGCCAUUAAGGCCCCAGCAGAAGUCGCUAUUGUAAAGAUACCAGGCCACUCUAAAUCGGAUACACUUGUGGCCCAAGGCAAUAACGCUGUAGACGCAGCUGCUAAGGCAGCUGCUGGAUACCAUGUUGAACGGGGUAUGAUGAUGUCUCGCGGCCCAAUUGUAGUUGAUGGCAACCACCCGGAUGCAGCUCUUCUUGAACCAGUAGAUUUGCCAGCAUUAAUUGACCUUCAGAAUUCAGCCUCUCCUGAGCAGAAAUCAGUUUGGCUCGCGGCAGGUGCGUUUAAAUUACCUGACAAGCUUUGGGUCGGCCCUAAUGGCCGACCAGUUCUCCCUGAUGGUAAGUUGUUACAGGACACCUUGCUCGAGGCCCACACACCGUCGCAUGUUGCCCCGCACUCCAUGCUAGCCAAACUUAUCAUGUGGUGGCAUCCCAAAUUCUAUGAUGUCGUAUGGAAUUUUGUUACAAAUUGCGAAACGUGUCAGACAUUCAAUGCGAAACCAACGUUGAAGCCCAAACCUGGCCUAUUCCAACCUGCUCCAUGGCCAGGGGCGGAGAUUAUUAUGGAUUUUACGGACAUGAUCACCAGAAUUAAUGGCAAACGUUACCUCUUGGUCAUUGUUGACGCCUUCUCGGGAUGGCCGGAAGCCUACCCCUGUGCACGUGAGGACUCAGGUGCCGUAAUCAAGUCAUUGGUAAAUCAUUACAUACCGACUCAUGGAUUCCCCGCUCUAAUUAGAUCUGACAAUGGGACUCAUUUCAGUAACAAAGCCUUGGCCAAGGUUGAGUCUCUCUUGGGUUUAAAACAUCGUUUCGGUUGCGUAUAUCGACCUCAGAGCCAGGGAAAGGUAGAACGUAUGAAUCGUACCCUCAAAGAGAAGUUGGCCAAAAUCAUGGCCACAACAAAAAUGAACUGGCUACAGGCCCUGCCACUGGCGUUACUUUCGGUCCGGCAAACGGUGAGUAGACAAACUGGAUUUGCGCCUUUCGAGCUCCUGACAGGUAGGUUGAUGCCGGGACCGGCAUCUUCACUCGUACCGCCACAAGACUUACCUGUGCCUGAUUUGUCGCAUGCAUCCUAUUGGUCGUAUUUGAAUGCACUUGUCUCCAGUGUUUCUGCACAGGUCGUUGAGAAAGCCAGAUCAGCGGCUCCUGAAGAUCUACCAUCUCAAGUCUCCCUCUCGCCUUACGUAUAUGUGAAAGUCCUGUCAAGAAAAUGGUCUGAGCCUCGGUGGAAAGGCCCGUUUAAGGUCAUCGCUCGGACCUCUCACGCUGUCCAAUUGGACGAUCAUCAGAAGAAGUGGUAUCAUUACUCACAACUCCGUCCGGCUCCACAGUCUUCGUGA